AUGACAAUACCGCCUCAUACGUCGCACAGGACCCAACCCCUGGAUAUUACAGUUUACAGUCCCUUGAAAACAGCUUUACAUAAAGAACGUGAUGCCUAUAUGAAACUCCAUCAAUAUGAGAAACUAACGCCACUGCAAUUGAUUCCACUGUUCACUCAAGAGUAUUUGAAUGUAGCUAAUGCAGAAAAAGCACUUAGUGGUUUCCGAGCAUCAGGCAUUUGGCCCUUCAAUCCAAACGUUUUCAGUCAAUUGAUACAAGAAGGAAAUGAUAACGCUUCUGACAGGAUUUCCGCAGAACAGGCUAUUGUAGAUAUAAGGAUGGAGUCUGAAAAUGUGGAAGCAUCAUCUGCUUUACUAGACAUUCCGAUGGAUUUUAAUGAGAGGUCAUAUUUAGUACCUACAAAUGCAGGACCAAAUGAAUCCGCUGAUGACUCACGCCCUUCAACAUCAGGAAUUCAAAAUUCGUUACUUUUUGAAAAUCCAGAACCAGAGAUAGCUCAUAAUUCACUUCCGUCAAAAUCUGCAACUCAGACAGAAAUUGAGCAUGCCAAACGACAACUUUUUGUGACUCCUGUGGGAAAUAAAACACCUGAACACGUAAUACCUUUUAGUGAAAUAUCACCAGCUCCUGAAAGGAAACACAUUUCAAAAGGGAAAGGUAUAGGUAAACGGACCAAACAGCAAUCAAAAUUACUUACUUCGACGCCUAUGAAAUAA
This is a messenger RNA of Acanthoscelides obtectus, 717 nucleotides long. The record is from the annotation of a GenBank genome assembly. NCBI's taxonomy places the organism in Eukaryota, Metazoa, Arthropoda, Insecta, Coleoptera, Chrysomelidae.